Trichoderma atroviride IMI 206040 is the source of this 741-nucleotide messenger RNA. RefSeq lists its product as uncharacterized. The record is from RefSeq and is a predicted model, not a curated record. NCBI's taxonomy places the organism in Eukaryota, Fungi, Ascomycota, Sordariomycetes, Hypocreales, Hypocreaceae.
CUCGUGAUAUCAGACAUAAGACCGCUGUAUCAGCCGCACAGUCUAUAUAGUGGCAACGCCAACUUGAAACCCACUUGGCACAGCCUUUUCUUUUCCUGCUUUUUUUGUUUUGCGAGAAGAAACAUUUCUGCAUAAACACCAGUCGCCAAAGGGUUAUACGAGAAGAAGAGUCUGAGAAUAAAAGAGAAGGCGGAAGAGGAGCCAUACAGACACCCUCAAAGCCGAGCCAACAUGUCGAAACGAACAGUCUUCACCUCCAUCACUCCCCUGCCUCCGGGCAUCUCCCGACAAACCGCCAUUGACUUCCUCCACAACCACCGCGACAUGAUCGAUCUGAAUCCCUUGGUCCAAGAUCGCCACAUCAUUCCACCUCCUCCUCACGCUCUGCCGGAAGAGCACGUCUGCACAUGGUACUCCAUCACCGACAAAAUCUCCUACCUUCCCGGCGGCCUUGUUACGGGCGCAGUGUCAUAUACUGCGGCUUUUCACGACCUGCCAACGGGUCUGCAGACUCACUGCCAUGCGCCCAUGGGCGUCGAUCUCCGUGAGAAGUGGUCUGUUGCUGGAUCUGAGCCCGGGGAAGAGCCGGAGCCGAUGGAGCUUGGCUUGGGGGCGCCGCGGACGGGGCUGUACAUUCGGGAGGAUGUCAUUAUAACAUGCAACAUGGUCAUGGCAGGCUUCAUCAAGAAGACGAUUAAGAAGGCUCACGGCGUGCUAAUCGACGCCAUAGCCUUGAAGGCU